Mesocricetus auratus (golden hamster) is the source of this 2569-nucleotide messenger RNA. RefSeq names its product solute carrier family 6 member 18 (gene Slc6a18). Gene Ontology annotation, cellular component: plasma membrane. Gene Ontology annotation, biological process: sodium ion transmembrane transport. Bases 640 to 2487 code for a protein of 615 amino acids. The record is from RefSeq and is a predicted model, not a curated record. The transcript is spliced from 12 exons. Lineage: Eukaryota; Metazoa; Chordata; Mammalia; Rodentia; Cricetidae.
UACUGGGAAAAGGCUGCAGGUAUAGGCCAUGUGCUCCAAGUCCUUUCACAGGACUUCAUGAGAGGAGACUGCAGGCAGCUUGGGCUUCUGGGGCCACUGGGGUGAGCCUAAUGGAGCAGCAGGUGCCCCCGGCAUAUUGUUUUGGACCACAACAUUUCCUGUCUCCAUAAGCUUCAAGGCGCCACCCUGAAGAUGAGAACACUUUGGGGUCUUCUCUGCUGUCUCUCAUGGAAGUGAGCAUGGAUUACUUACACCACAGACCUAAUUACAGAAUAAGUAACUUUGAUGGCCAACUGAACUUGCCAUUCUGGGAGUCCUGCAUUUCCUGUGGAGCAUCGGGCCUAUGUCGAGUGUGGUGCUGGAAGGCUCUGCUACUCACUGAUCACAUGACACCGAAAAAUCUCAGACAGGCUGGUAGAUGCGGGUGUUGAAGAUGGACUCUGCAGUAGGCAGGGACUUGAUGCCGGUUAGCAAUUAACUGGGCUUCUUUAAAUAAGUGGAGAGAUUCCUCGAGGUGGGGCUAACUGCUCCAGCGUCCUCAGUCCAGCUGAGACUCCAGAGGGCCUGCCGGAUUAGCGUGCUGCAAGGUGCCCACUGUCCACCCACGCCUCCCAGCCACUCCCAGGGUGACCGCUUGGCAUGGCGCAGGCCUCAGGGAUAGACCCACUUGUGGACAUGGAGGAUGACAGGCCCAAGUGGGACAACAAACUCCAGUACCUCCUGAGUUGCAUCGGCUUUGCUGUGGGGCUGGGUAACAUAUGGAGGUUCCCCUACCUGUGCCAGACCUACGGGGGAGGGGCCUUCCUCAUUCCCUAUUUCAUCGCCCUGGUCUUUGAGGGGAUCCCGCUUUUCUACAUCGAGCUUGCCAUCGGCCAGCGCCUACGAAGGGGCAGCAUUGGGGUGUGGAGGACCAUCUCUCCCUACCUUGGUGGAGUAGGCCUGGGCUGCUUCUCAGUGUCCUUCCUGGUCAGCCUGUACUACAACACCGUUCUUCUGUGGGUCCUGUGGUACUUCCUCAAUUCCUUCCAAUACCCACUGCCCUGGAGCACAUGCCCACUGGACCUCAACAGGACAGGCUUUGUGCGGGAGUGCCAGAGCAGUGGCACUGUGAGCUACUACUGGUACCGGCAGACUCUGAACAUCUCAUCUGACAUCGGCAACACAGGCACUAUUCAGUGGAAGCUGUUCCUCUGCCUGGUGGCCUGCUGGGCAACAGUGUACCUGUGUGUCAUCAGAGGCAUUGAGAGCACGGGGAAGGCGAUCUACUUCACAGCCCUGUUCCCUUACGUGGUGCUAACCAUCUUCCUUGUCAGAGGUUUGACCCUGCCUGGAGCGACAGAGGGCCUGACCUACCUGUUCACUCCCAACAUGAAGAUUCUUCAGAAUCCACGGGUGUGGCUGGACGCAGCCACCCAGAUUUUUUUCUCCCUGUCCCUGGCCUUUGGAGGACACAUUGCUUUUGCAAGCUACAACCCGCCCAGGAACAAUUGUGAGAAGGACGCCGUGACCAUUGCCCUGGUCAACAGCAUGACCUCCCUGUACGCAUCCAUCACCAUCUUCUCCAUCAUGGGGUUCAAGGCGACCAAUGACUAUGGGAGGUGCCUGGACAGAAACAUCUUGAGCCUCAUCAAUGAGUUCGACUUUCCAGAGCUUAGCAUCUCCAGGGAUGAAUACCCAGAGGUCCUCAUGUACCUGAAUGCCACUCAGGCUGAUAGGUUGGCCCAACUCCCCCUGAAGACCUGCCAUCUGGAGGACUUUCUGGAUAAGAGUGCGUCAGGCCCAGGCCUGGCCUUCAUCGUCUUCACAGAAGCUGUCCUGCACAUGCCAGGAGCUUCUGUGUGGUCCGUGCUCUUCUUCGGGAUGCUGUUCACCCUGGGUCUGUCCUCCAUGUUUGGGAACAUGGAGAGUGUCAUCACACCACUAUUUGACUUGGGGAUCUUACCGAGAAGUGUCCCCAAAGAAGCCAUGACUGGGAUGGUUUGCCUUGUCUGUUUCAUCUCAGCCAUCUGUUUCACACUGCAAUCUGGAAGCUACUGGCUGGAGAUCUUUGACAGUUUUGCAGCUUCUCUGAAUUUGAUCAUUUUUGCCUUCAUGGAGGUGGUUGGGGUCAUUUACGUUUAUGGGAUGAAGCGGUUCUGUGAUGACAUUGAGUGGAUGACUGGGCGGCGGCCCAGCCUCUACUGGCAGGUGACAUGGAAGGUGGUGAGCCCUUUGCUGCUGUUCAGCAUCUUCCUGUCCUACAUCAUCCUUCUGAGCCAGACACCACCCAGCUACAAGGCCUGGAACCCCCAAUAUGAACAUUUCCCCUCAAGAGAGGAGAAGCUCUACCCGGGCUGGGUGCAGGUCACCUGUAUACUCAUGUCCUUCCUGCCCUCACUGUGGGUCCCAUCAGUUGCUCUGGCUCAUCUGUUGUACCAGCACAGACGGAGACAGAAGGAUACACAUCUGGAAAGUGGUCUGAAGCCACAGGAGAGCAGAAGCUGCUGAAGGGCAGAGCCAGGGUGACCAGGGUGGGGAGGCACACCUGUGCCAGCCAGACCCUGUCUCAUUACACGCUGUCCACUACUGA